Molecule: messenger RNA, 1215 nt
Organism: Pyrus x bretschneideri (Chinese white pear)
Lineage: Eukaryota; Viridiplantae; Streptophyta; Magnoliopsida; Rosales; Rosaceae
Product: acetylglutamate kinase, chloroplastic
Exons: 1
Coding region: 75-1064 (329 amino acids)
Biological process (GO): L-arginine biosynthetic process
Cellular component (GO): chloroplast thylakoid; cytoplasm
Molecular function (GO): arginine binding; acetylglutamate kinase activity; ATP binding
Source: RefSeq, a predicted model, not a curated record
UCUCACGUGAGUUCAGUCGUCACUUCAGGUCUCACUUCACUCUCGCGUCUCCACUGCCUCACUGAAAAGGAAAAAUGUUGGCAGCUAAAACCCUAAUAAACCCAUCGCCAUCACUCAAGCUCCCAAACAACCUCUCCCUCCGCCGCAAACCUCCAUUUUCUGUCUCGAUCCGUAACUCUCUCUCCCAAUCCCCGUCGUCUCCUGAUCCCACUCCGGGGCAACUCCGAGUCGACAUCCUCGCCGAGUCUCUCCCCUUCAUCCAGAAAUUCCGAGGCAAGACCAUCGUCGUCAAGUAUGGCGGCGCCGCCAUGAAAUCCGAGUCCCUCCAGGCCUCCGUCGUCAACGACCUCGUCCUCCUCUCCUGCGUCGGCCUCAGGCCUAUCCUCGUCCACGGCGGCGGCCCCGAGAUCAACCUCUUGCUCCAGCGCCUCGGCAUCGAGGCGACCUUCGUCGACGGCCUCCGAGUCACCGACGCCAAAACAAUGGAGGUCGUAUCGAUGGUCCUUGUCGGAAAAGUCAACAAAAAUCUGGUCUCCUUAAUCGACCGGGCCGGCGCCAAGGCAAUCGGACUCUGCGGGAUGGACGGGCGGCUUGUCACGGCCCGGCCCGUUCCGAACGCCGCCAAAUUGGGAUUUGUCGGGGAAGUUGCGCGGGUGGACCCCGCCGCGCUGCGGUCCAACGUAGAGGCAGGGUACAUCCCGGUGAUUGCAUCCGUGGCGGCGGACGAGACCGGGCAGCAGUAUAACAUCAAUGCGGACACGGUGGCGGGGGAGCUGGCGGCGGCAGUGGGGGCGGAGAAGCUGAUCCUGCUGACCGACGUGGCGGGAAUUCUGGAGGAUCGAAAUGAUGUGUCGAGUUUGGUGAAGGAGAUUGAUAUCAAUGGAGUGAAGAAGAUGGUGGCGGAGGGGAAGAUCGGCGGCGGAAUGAUUCCGAAGGUGAGUUGCUGCGUGAGGUCGCUGGCGCAGGGUGUGAAGACUGCUAGCAUUGUUGAUGGGAGAGUGCCACAUUCUCUGUUGCUUGAGAUUUUGACUGAUGAAGGAGCUGGAACUAUGAUUACUGGAUGAUUAAACGUUAAUUAGUUGCUUAAGUACUGAAUGAUUAAAUGUUAAUUAGUUGCUUAAGUCCUUCUUCAAAUCCUUCCCUUCCCCUUAGUGUAGCAACGUCGAUUGUAAUAAACAACGAGGUUCAACAGUUAUGAAUUAUCUGUUGCUCUAA